AUAACCUUAUAUCGUUCGCUUUCUCAUAAGAAAAAAAAAAAAAAAACCCCAAUCUUGAUUACUAAAUUGAAGGGAUUAAGCUACUGGAACUUGAAAGAAGAUUAAAAUCGUCAUUCUGAUUACUAAAUUGAAGGGUAUGGGGAAAACUAUUGGGAGAAGAUUAUAAAUUAUAAUCAUCGUUUGGAUCUGCAGCAACAGCAGAAGAAGAAGAGAUAUGGCGAAAGAAAGCGUUUUUGGCGAGCAAGUGGAAGCUUCCGGCGACUAUGAGGUUCUUUUGAAAACUCUUCAGCAGCUUGGUCGGCGGAGUGAGAUCCUGGACCUGUUAUCUGAAGGGUUCUGUACACGGUGCAGGGGCUUGUUGCAGAGCCGUUUUGAGAAUCUCUCUAAUGGAAAAUUUGAUAUGACAUCUUCAGAUGUUAAUUACUCUGAGAGCUCAGCUGAUUCCUGUUCUGUGGAUUCAUCGAGCUUUUGUUCACCAGGGAAGACACCCACAUCUUCCAGAAAGAAUCCUCAUUUGCAUGAGAACUCUGCCCAGAGCUUAGCACAAACUCCAGAGCCUGUCUCUUCUUCGGGGCACCAAAUGAGUUAUUCUGAUUCCUUGCCGGCAUCGGUAGAUAGUCGACAACAUUCAUCCAUUGAAUCUGAAGCUGGUAAUGAAUUAAAUGACAUGUCACGAGUUAGGAGGAAGAAAGAUUUUGUGCAUAUAGAGAGCAUAAAUGGGAGGCCAGUAAAUAUAGUAAAGGGGCUUGAGCUUCAUACCGGGGUUUUUAAUAUGCUGGAACAGAAGAAGAUUGUUGACUAUGUCUAUAAUCUACAACGUCUAGGACAAGAGGGGCAACUUAGAGCACGUACGUAUACAGAGCCGAAGAAGUGGAUGCGUGGUAAAGGACGAGUUACAAUUCAAUUUGGUUGUUGCUACAAUUAUGCAGUGGACAAAAAAGGGAACCCUCCUGGUAUAAUCCGAGAUGAAGAAGUUGAUCCCAUGCCUCCCUUGUUCAAGACCAUGAUCAAAAGAUUGGUCAGAUGGCAUGUCCUGCCCCCAACAUGCAUUCCGAAUAGUUGCAUUGUUAACAUAUAUGACGAAGGGGAUUGCAUCCCUCCUCACAUCGAUCACCAUGAUUUUCUGAGGCCUUUCUGUACUGUAUCAUUCCUGACUGAAUGCAACAUAUUGUUUGGUUCAAACCUAAAGAUCGAGGGUCCUGGAAUAUUCUCCGGUCCAUUUUCCAUACCUUUGCCUGUCGGAUCAGUACUAAUCUUGAAUGGGAAUGGUGCCGACGUAGCUAAACAUUGUGUUCCGGGUGUGCCUGCCAAAAGGAUCUCCAUCACAUUUAGAAAGAUGGACGAUAGCAAAAUGCCAUUCAAGUUCAAAUCUGACCCAGAGUUGCAGGGCCUUCAGCCUCUUUCUUACUCCCCUACGACGAAGUCUCCAACUCAGCAGGUUCAACGUCCAAAUCUUAUGUAUCAAAAUAAGAAAGCUUCGAGCAAUGAGUCUAAGGGUAUUCUGGAGACGGCUACUAGCAGUUCUUUUCACUUUGCAAACCAAGAUUUUCCCCCACUUGGUGGUUCAAACUCAAGUAGCAGUUCAAAGCCUAACAAGAACAGGUUACAUUGACAGCAUAUAUAUAUAUAUAUAUAUAUUUAUUCUUUCGUUGAUGGAUUCUUCUUUUACUGUAUGGGGUUCCACCCCAAAUCAUUUAUUUUGUAUUAACCCAUGUAUCACCAUGGUAGUUUUUUUUUUUUCUUUGUCGCUAUUUUUUUUGGAUCAUAAUUUAAAUUUUGUUAUUUGAAUAUUUAAAGCUUAUGAAUAAAUUUUGUUUGAACAAA
Macadamia integrifolia is the source of this 1824-nucleotide messenger RNA. RefSeq names its product RNA demethylase ALKBH9B-like. Gene Ontology annotation, molecular function: mRNA binding; demethylase activity. NCBI's taxonomy places the organism in Eukaryota, Viridiplantae, Streptophyta, Magnoliopsida, Proteales, Proteaceae. The coding region runs from base 215 to 1612 and encodes 465 amino acids. The transcript is spliced from 6 exons. Gene Ontology annotation, biological process: mRNA catabolic process. The record is from RefSeq and is a predicted model, not a curated record.